This is a messenger RNA of Hymenoscyphus albidus, 1578 nucleotides long. The record is from the annotation of a GenBank genome assembly. Lineage: Eukaryota; Fungi; Ascomycota; Leotiomycetes; Helotiales; Helotiaceae.
ACGACAUUGCCCAUCCAACCCCAUUUUCGAAGUUCCUAAUACAGUAAAGUAUUAAUAUUGCCAAUUCAACCCCAUUUUCAAAGUUCUAAUAAAGUAACUGUCACCACAUUCCAAUUCUCAAUACUCGCACAAUCACAUCCCAAUUGCAGGUUGACGAACGCAAGGACAAAAUGACAACCCCACCCCCACUCCCCCUCCAUCCAGACAUCAAGCAAUCCUACCUCCCAACCCAUGACCUAACAUACCACACUCUCUCCGCCGGUUCCCCAUCGAAUCCUCUCAUUCUCCCCGUCCAUGGAUUCCCUGAACUCGCUUUCUCAUGGCGCAAGAUAAUGGUCCCACUUGCAGCCGAGGGCUACCAUGUAGUGGCCUUUGAUCAACGAGGCUAUGGCUUCACAACAGGUUGGGAUACCCGUUCCUUCGAUGAGGUAGAUAUGAAGACCUUCUCAUUCAUACGAUUGGUCCGGGAUGUGGUUAUAUUAGUAAAUGCUCUGGGUCAUAAGGAGGUGGAAUGUGUCAUCGGUCAUGAUUUUGGAGGGUUGACUGCGGGAACGUGUUCGUUGAUUCGGCCUGAUGUAUUCAAAUCGUAAGUCUUUUUCUUUCCAGAUAUCAAGACAUUGAAAAUGACACACCCCAGUGUAGUAGUAAUGUCCCACCCCUUCAAAGGUGCUCCAUCUCUCCCCUCCGCUCCCAAUUCCACUUCUGCCCCAGGAGGGAAGAAAGAAGACGUCCACCAAGCACUAGCCUCUCUAGAUCCUCCCAGAAAACACUACAAAUGGUACUACUCCACCCUCCCCGCAGCAUCAGAAAUGCUCAACCCAAAGGAAGACCUACAUACCUUCCUCCGCGGUUACUUUCACCUCAAAUCCGCCACCUGGACCCCCAACAACCCGCAUCCCCUCUCCUCCUGGUCCGCUCCUGAGCUCUCCCAAAUCCCAAGCUACUACACAAUGCCCCUCCACGCCUCCAUGCGCGAAGCAGUAUCCCUCUCCAUGGCCGGCGAAGACCCUCUCGCUAGCACCUCCUGGCUCAGCGAGCAGGACCUCGCAGUCUACACUGAAACCUGGGCGAAAACUGGUUUCCAAGGUGCCCUGAAUUGGUAUCGUGUUGCCACCAAUACUGCCAGUUUGGUGGAGUUGGAGGUUUUUGCUGGGAGGACCGUUGGUAUUCCGGCGCUGUAUGUGGCGGGUGAGAAGGAUUGGGGGAGUUAUCAGGAGCCUGGCGUGCUGGAGGGGAUGGGGAACGUGUAUACUGAUUUUAGGGGUGUGGUGAUGGUCAAGGAAGCUGGGCAUUGGGUACAACAAGAGCAGCCUGAGAAAGUGGUGGGGGUUCUGGUCAAGUUCCUAGGAGAUGUUAGGAGGGAGAGGGUUAGUUUUUGAUGAUGAGUGCGAUGGGAUGGGAUAGGGGAUGACCAACUCGUUGAAUAACUUGUUGAUUUGAUUGAAACUCCACACAUGGUAUUCGGGCACUUCUCCUUUUUGCUGUACCUUAACGGUUGUAUCUUGUCAUGUCAAAGAUAUUCCACUCUGUCCCUUCGUUAGAGGAAACCAAAGAGAGAAUCAACCAGCUUCUCAUUUG